This is a messenger RNA of Olea europaea var. sylvestris, 723 nucleotides long. RefSeq lists its product as uncharacterized. Gene Ontology annotation, molecular function: cysteine-type peptidase activity. The transcript is spliced from 4 exons. Lineage: Eukaryota; Viridiplantae; Streptophyta; Magnoliopsida; Lamiales; Oleaceae. Gene Ontology annotation, biological process: proteolysis. The coding region runs from base 1 to 723 and encodes 240 amino acids. The record is from RefSeq and is a predicted model, not a curated record.
AUGUGUGUGCACGGUGUAAAGUUUAAAGAUGUAGAUAACGUGAUAAGUCCUCAGUUUGUAUGUGGCACUGUCGCUGUUCAUUAUAAAACUUGGUGGCAUGCAUUGAUCGAUUCUAAUUCAUCAUUGAACAGCACGCACUUGGAUGCAUGCUUUCAUUACAUAAGACAACUUGCCAAGUUUGGUGAAGGUGUGAAGAUGAAAGCUACCACUACAGACUGCAUAUUUGAUAUGUCAAUCAAGUCGACAUACUCCAAGUUUAUUCAAGACCCAAGCAUUGUUGAGAAGAAGGAUGAGCUAAUCAAAACCAUCAAUGGUGAAUGGUUAUCAUUUAAUACUGCAUGGAGAGAAGUUGAAUCUGUGUUGAUGCCCAUUAUGCCCACAAAUCAUGCUCAUUGGAUGUUAGGGCAGCUUGAUAUUACUAACCAUGUCCUUUACAUAUAUAAUUCAAGCAACAAAUCAUACAAGGACAAUAAGGUUCGCGAAGGGGUUUUAUCGCUUGUGAAGACUCUUACACACCUUUUAAAAUUUGUCGGGCUAUGGAAGGAAACUAGUGAUAGUAUUGGUGACAAAUCUGGGGAACUGCAUGUUAAUAUUGUCCGUGGUUUACCCCAACAACAAAAUGGGCAUGAUUGUGGGGUUUUUGUGAUAAAGUAUGCACAGUAUUUGUUGCACAAUGAUCUUGGCAAUAUGCCAAUGUCAUUUGAUGCUGGGAAUGGAAGUUGA